Messenger RNA from Leptomonas pyrrhocoris, 1374 nucleotides. RefSeq lists its product as hypothetical. NCBI's taxonomy places the organism in Eukaryota, Euglenozoa, Kinetoplastea, Trypanosomatida, Trypanosomatidae. The record is from RefSeq and is a predicted model, not a curated record. The transcript has a single exon. The coding region runs from base 268 to 1374 and encodes 368 amino acids.
AGUCCUUCUUUUCUUUCUUCUUCGCGCAUUUCGUAAAGGCGAAGGACCGUCUUCACAGAAGGAAAACAACGAAAUGUGAGCUUCGCACAAAGCUGUUGUACAACGCCGCCCGCGUCCACCAUCAGAGCUCUUUUACGCAGUCCGGCAGCCCCCUUUCCUUCACCUGCUCAGCCACCGCUUCGACCUCAACGAUCGUCGUAUCCCAUUGCAAAAAGGGACCAAAUAUAUAUAUAUAUAUAUAUAUAUACGCCACGUUGAAUGUCUCCCAUGCCGUCGUUGUCGCUGGCGUCGGCGUGGUGGCGUCAGCACGGCCUGCAGGAGCGGGUGCGCCUCUUCCGCGCAUCCCGUCAGCCAACGCCGCCGCACCGUGCUUUACCCCCCAACAUCAAUAACAACGGUUGUUCACGGACCCAAUACUGUCGUCAGGCCGCGACUACGACCGCCCAAUCGUCCCUUUCUUCCUCGUCUGAGUCAAGAACAACUUCAACGCCAACCGACACGCUGGCGAGCCCGCCCGUGCUUCUCAUGAGCGCGUGUUUGUUGGGUUUCCCUGUCACGUACAGGGGAGCCGACGUGCGCCUCCCUGCCACGCUGCGACCCACGCCACUUUUGUUUCUCACGGAGGUGCUGUGGAGGGAGUUGGGCCUCGUGUGCUGUGUUCCGGUGUGCCCGGAGAUGGAGUGGCUGGGCCUGUCCGCACCGCGGCCACCGCUGCGGCUUGUGCGCGAUGAGACGGAAUGCAAAAAGGCAGGCGCUACGAACGCCCAGGAAAACGAGCGCUGCCGCGUUGUGGAUGCCGUCUCGCCUGACCGCGUCUUCCUGUCUUAUCACCCCUUCACAGACGAGCUGCCUUCCGCUGUGGUAGCAGCCCUCGGCGCGCCGCUACACGCAAUUGAUGGAGUGGUGCUGAAAGCGCGCUCCCCCAGCUGUGGUGUACACGACGCGCGUCUGUACUCGCGAGAGGCGGCGACCGCGCGGGCCGCCUCGUGCGCCGCGUGUUCCAACUCACGCCUUCCAAGUGCACGACCCUCGCAACGCCCCACCGCUGCAUCGGCCUCCACGUCCUACGCGCAUGUGGACGGCUUCUUUGCGAUGCUCCUGCGCAACUCUUUGUGUUCUUCCUGCGGCGAAAAACGUGGUGGUCACGCACACGGAGCGCCCAUAUCGCUCCCUGUCAUCACAAGCGAUCGCUUACUCUCGCGGUUUUACGCAGCGGACGACGCCACAUCGCCUUCCUCUUCUUCCUCGGGUUUGCCGCUAAAUGGGGGCUGCGGUGCAAACGGCGAAGUGGGCCUCGCGCACACGUCGUUGGACGCUUUUGUGGAAUCUGCGCUGAGACAUCGCGAAGGGCGACUCGCCCGACGUCACACGUGA